AUGUUAGAUUCAACUUCGAAUAGCAACAAUGAAGACGGUGGCGGCGAUGUCCAUAUUUUAAACGAAUACAUAGAAGACAUGCCCACCUCAGCAGCCAAGAAGGCCAACGUCCAGGAUCAGUUCUACCUUACAGCUGCAGAUCCGAAAGAUGGCCGCAUCGAGGAUCGAUUGAACGAAGUGAUAAAUGCGAAAUAUCAAGCAGGAUUUUUAAAGCCUUACAACUACGUCAAUGGAUAUGCCAGACUGCAACGCUACAUGGAGCAAUAUAUGUCAUCUGACAGUCGACAACGUAUUUUAAAUGUAAUGGGUAUGUUCCGACCAACUUUCCGUGAUGUAGCACAGUCUUUAACGGACAUUGAUCUGAUACUGGUGGAGGAAUCGUUUGAGAGGUUAUUGCUGGAUUACGACCGAGUGUUUAGUGCAAUGGCAAUUCCUGCGUGUUUAUGGAGGCGUACAGGUGAAAUAUACAAGGGCAACAAAGAGUUUGCUGACCUAAUCAAGGUGCCAUUUGACAAACUGCGUGAUGGUCAACUGUGUAUUUAUGAAAUUAUGGCUGAGGACUCCAUUGUGAAUUACUGGGAGAAAUAUGGAAACAUCGCAUUUGAUCCAAAGCAAAAGGCUGUAUUGACUUCAUGUUUACUGUAUCGACAAAAAAACAGUGAUACUGCUGAUGCUGAUAAGAUUAUAGAGACAACAAACAAGAAAGACCUUAUUCCCAUGUCCUGUUGCUUUUCAUUUACCGUGAGAAGAGAUAAAUUCAACAUGUAA
Molecule: messenger RNA, 768 nt
Organism: Mucor velutinosus
Lineage: Eukaryota; Fungi; Mucoromycota; Mucoromycetes; Mucorales; Mucoraceae
Exons: 5
Coding region: 1-768 (255 amino acids)
Cellular component (GO): nucleus
Molecular function (GO): RNA polymerase II transcription regulatory region sequence-specific DNA binding
Source: RefSeq, a predicted model, not a curated record